CUACAGCUACUACUAGUAGUACUGCCCUGGUGGUUGUGGAGAAGGAGCUUUGGGAAGAGUCACGUCAGCCCAAUUUGUCAUCCGGGGAAACUUCAAUUGGUCGCUCCCGUCCUCAUCAAGCUCACUGUCGACACCAUGCCCACGCCCACUCAUCCUUUCCGAAAUACAGAAAGCCUUCUUGUCGUCAUUCCGGACGAUAGAAUCGAUGUCGAAGCAGAAGCACAAUUGUACGACGAGUUGUGUGACGAUCAAAUAUCCAUUCGCCCAUCCACCCGGCCCAAAUCUCCCCAGGAACCACCCUCUAUUUUCUCUCGCGACAUCUGGCUGAACGACAACUCUGGCACGAGUCUUGCUUUUGCCCGAAACGUACAUAUUGCGGGGUGGACGAGCGUGGGUGAUAAGCUGGGUGGGGCUUAUGUUGUGUAUGAUUGUGUGAUUCGCACAAAAGAGGAUACUACUAUCCACGCACAUAAGCGGUAUAGUGAUUUCGUACUGUUGUGCGAUGCUUUGAAACAUUCAUUACCUAAACAUCAACACCAUUUCAUCCCAGCCCUUCCCCCGAAAUAUCCCCUCUCGCGCUACCGAGCAGCUUUCCUUGAUCGUCGCCGGAGACAACUACAGUACUGGCUCUCUGCGGUUCUCCUACACCCCGAGAUUGGUGCAUGCCAGGCUGUAAGAUGGUGGGUUAUGGAUUAGGCAUCCAUUACGCAUAGUAGCACGCGGAGUGCCACACUGCCAAGUAUGAGCUGUGACGGUGUGGAUAAUGA
Molecule: messenger RNA, 767 nt
Organism: Suillus fuscotomentosus
Lineage: Eukaryota; Fungi; Basidiomycota; Agaricomycetes; Boletales; Suillaceae
Product: Phox-like protein
Exons: 4
Coding region: 136-696 (186 amino acids)
Cellular component (GO): endosome
Molecular function (GO): phosphatidylinositol-3-phosphate binding
Source: RefSeq, a predicted model, not a curated record